AUGGUUGCAGGAACAUGGUCGGUCGCUAAAUCGGCCCAUAAGCGCUUGUUUCGAAAACGUCGAAGCCGGAAGGGCAGCACCAGCACUCAAAGUCAACAGAAAGUUGAUCGAUUAGUGAUGUCAUCAUCGUCGACGCGUGGAGGUGGCGGCUCGUCCGUAUCAUCGUUGGCACUUCAGGAAAACGCUGAAGAAAGCCGGUGGCUAAAUAAAUGGACAUUACUUGAGGGAUAUCGACACGAUGGUUUGUGCUUCGAUUCAAGCGUACUAGCUAUUACAAAUGUCGUUGUUCAAUUCGCUGUGCGUGUAGGCCACGGACUAUGUCCGGUUUAUCCCUGGGUCGUCGGUUUGAAACAG
This is a messenger RNA of Ostertagia ostertagi, 354 nucleotides long. The record is from the annotation of a GenBank genome assembly. Lineage: Eukaryota; Metazoa; Nematoda; Chromadorea; Rhabditida; Trichostrongylidae.